AGUGCUGCUCUGCGCCGCGCUGCGCUCGGUGCCUUCGCUCCGCGCUCCGCGCUCCGCGCCAGCCGCCCCGGGGCAGGAGGCGCGCCGAGCUGCCGGCCGGUCAGACAAAGAAGGCGCGGAUCGGCAGAGCCAGCGCGCGGGUGGAAGGACCAUGGACUCAGAGCGCAGGCGGCCCGCCUCAGCCCUGAGGACCCGGCGCUCCCGGGCCCGGCCCUAGGCGCCCGGCCCCGCCGCCCGCGGCGCCCAGAGGGAAGAACGCGGAGCCCGCGCGGUGCGGAGGACGAGCUAGAGGGGCGCCGCGGCGGACGGCCUGCGCGGCCCCUGGAGCCAUGGGCAAGUGCAGCGGGCGCUGCACGCUUGUCGCCUUCUGCUGCCUGCAGCUGGUGGCGGCGCUGGAGCGGCAGAUCUUUGACUUCCUGGGCUACCAGUGGGCUCCCAUCCUAGCCAACUUCCUGCACAUCAUGGCCGUCAUCCUGGGCAUCUUCGGCACAGUGCAGUACCGCUCCCGGUACCUCAUUCUGUAUGCAGCCUGGCUAGUGCUUUGGGUCGGCUGGAAUGCAUUUAUCAUCUGCUUCUACCUGGAGGUUGGACAGCUGUCCCAGGACCGGGACUUCAUCAUGACCUUCAACACAUCCCUACACCGCUCCUGGUGGAUGGAGAACGGGCCAGGCUGCCUGGUGACACCUGUCCUGAACUCCCGCCUGGCCCUGGAGGACCACCAUGUCAUCUCCGUCACUGGCUGCCUCCUUGACUAUCCCUACAUUGAAGCCCUCAGCAGCGCCCUGCAGAUCUUCCUGGCUCUGUUCGGCUUUGUGUUCGCCUGCUACGUGAGCAAAGUGUUUCUGGAGGAGGAGGACAGCUUUGACUUCAUCGGUGGCUUUGAUUCCUACGGAUACCAGGCGCCCCAGAAGACGUCGCAUUUACAACUGCAGCCUCUGUACACGUCGGGGUAGCUUCUGCCCCGCGCCCACCCCAGCGCCGCGUGCUUUGUGGCUAGACUGACAGCUGUGGCCACGAUCUCCGGCCAAGAUGGCAGGCGCGCCCCCUGGUGGUUUGCGAGCCUACUGCAGCUUGCGUGGCUUGAUCUAGGUCUGCUGCGGACUUGGACUCGGCCCUUCACAGCCUGGACUUCAGGGGUGGGGCGGGGUGGGACAAGGGAGGGGAAUCUGGAGGUUUAUAUUUUUUUUAUCUCAGCCUUGGCGUGGGCUGGGGCCUCCCUCCCUUCUCCAGCCUCUCCCUUUCAACCGUCACGCAGCAUCUGUCCACAGCCCAAGAGUAAAGGCGGGCUGGACAGACGCAUCCCAUCUCACCACGCCCACUCACCAGCUCUGAGCGAGGUUACCGGGCACUAGGAGCAGGAGUUCUGGGUUCCGGUCGCAGCUUCAUCACUGACUCUGUGUGACAACUGGCAAGGCCCUUGCCCUCUUUGGUCCUCAGUUUCCCCACCUCAAAUGAUUAAAAUCACCCCUUAGCAGAUGGAGCUCUUUCCAGCCUUCUCUCUCAUUUGACUCUCAGUUCCCUGGGUUAGGCUAGGAUUAUAAUCCUUAUAAUUCCCAUUUUGCAGAUAAGGAAACUGAGGCCCAGAGAUGUGAAGUGAUUUGCUUUGAGGCCACACAACUAGGCUUUUGGUGGAGGCAGGCCUUGAAUACAGUGAACUUUCUGUAGUUUCAGCCUCCAAAACCCAGUGUCUGGUCUCUGAAUUCCAUUUUCAAGCCCCUUUCUAGUUUGGGCACUCUAGAACCCAUGUGACCUACGCUACAUAUACACGUCACUGCCACCACUUGCCAAUGUCUCUCUUAAAGCAAUACACCCGUUCGUUCUCUUGUUGGGAACCAGACAUACAGAGCCCAGAGCCCUGAAUCCAGCCUGACCCACAGGGAAGCCUUCCUGGGCUAGGCUUCUGUCCACCCUUGGCAGACAUUUCUAGCUCCAGGAAAGGGGGUCCGAAACUAAGUCUCUACACCUCCUUCCAGGUCCCUGAAGCUGCUACCCCCAUGACCCCAUACCCCCUCAGCAGCUCCACCAACCCCUGACAGCUCCAUCUACCUGGUCAUUUGGAAGACCUAUGGUUUAAGAGUGGAAAAGGGCUGGUCAGAACGGCUGGUCACCCGUGCUCAUAGAUCACUAGUAUUUAUGACCAUUCCGAUGUCCAGGAGUUCUGAAGAUGCAGAACGGAGGUGCGGGGCACGGUGAGGGGUCAGGAAGGCCAGCACCCUUCCUUGAGAGCAAGCAGAAAUGAGAGCUCAUUCUCCCUACCUGCUUCCACAGACAUCCCUUAGCACCCUGCAUCCUGUGCCCUGGCUGGUGGGUCCAAGGGCAGGAGGAUCGGCCUCAGCCUCCCGGUCUGUGAAACAGGAGAGGCCCUGGGUGAGGAAGGAGGGUGGGAGGCAUCAGGGAACCGGAGGGAAGUGCGGACAGUGCACACCUGAGCCGACCAUGGUGACUACUUUGUUCGUGCUCUCUGCCCUGCAAUCUAGUAUUCCCUGCUGUUUAAGGCUGAGACAUCCUGAGCUCAGACCGCACCCCACCAUUCCAACUGCAGUUCUGUGCCUGGGAGCCAGCCCCAGGCACUCCUCCAGUCACCAAGGCACCGCAGUCCCAGACGGUCAGCCCUGUUACGGCUGCAGCUCAAGGCCUGGACAAUUCUCUUCAGGCCUGGCUGCUGCCCUACCACCCGGCCAACUCCUGCCUCCAGCCCUCCCUUCCCCCACCCGCAGCCAGCUGUCAUCUCACACCCACUCCCCAAACCCCCUUCUACUCAAGGGGUUUAGCCACUGGUGCUUUGAAAGCCUUUUGUUUUUAUAAGGCGGUUUUUGGUUUUUGCAAGGCAGCCAAGUUCUCCCCGGGGCCUUGCACAGCAGGGAG
Messenger RNA from Phyllostomus hastatus (greater spear-nosed bat), 2865 nucleotides. RefSeq names its product sodium/potassium transporting ATPase interacting 1 (gene NKAIN1). The record is from RefSeq and is a predicted model, not a curated record. Lineage: Eukaryota; Metazoa; Chordata; Mammalia; Chiroptera; Phyllostomidae. Gene Ontology annotation, biological process: regulation of sodium ion transport. The transcript is spliced from 7 exons. Bases 330 to 953 code for a protein of 207 amino acids.